This is a messenger RNA of Medioppia subpectinata, 1224 nucleotides long. The record is from the annotation of a GenBank genome assembly. NCBI's taxonomy places the organism in Eukaryota, Metazoa, Arthropoda, Arachnida, Sarcoptiformes, Oppiidae.
AUGAUAAGACAAUUGGGAAACGUUCAGACAUUUCUAGCAAUUGUUUUGUUUGUAAUUUGUUUCACGAAAAUGAGGUAUUACUGUAUCGGUCGUGCCUUUUGUCUUCGCUCACAAACGGGUCGAACCUAUCGUAAAAUGUCGACCACUAGUGCCGGCGCCGCAACCGACGAGGUUCUGCUGGAGAGGACCGGCAAUAAGGGUAUCAUAACGUUGAACAGACCCAAAGCCCUGCACUCGCUCUCCUUAUCGAUGGUCAAGAAGAUCUACCCUCAGCUCAAGAGUUGGGAAAUGGAUAACACUAUGAAAAUGGUUUUAAUCAAAGCCACCGGCGAUAAGGCCUUCUGCGCCGGCGGUGAUGUCAAGACAAUCGCUCAGUCGGGUAAGGGAUCGGCCAUUACUGACGAGUUUUUUAGAGAGGAGUACCGGAUGAACAACAUAAUCGGUUCCCUCGCCAUCCCUUAUGUCUCUCUUAUCAACGGUAUUGUUAUGGGAGGCGGCGUCGGUAUCUCAGUUCACGGGCCGUUUCGUGUGGUCACAGAGAAGGCUGUGUUCGCGAUGCCGGAGACGGCCAUCGGUUUCUUCCCAGACGUGGGCGCCAGUCAUUUCCUGCCCCGACUGCCCGGCAAAUUGGGUCUCUUUCUGGGCCUAACGGGUCAUCGGCUGACCGGUCGCGACAUCGUUAAGGCCGGUGUCGGCACUCACUUCGUGCCCAGCGAUCGCCUCAACGAACUCGAGAAGGACUUGAUUCGGUUGGAGGCGCCGGACAUACACUCCAUCGAUAAGAUUCUCACCAAAUAUUCGGAACAAUGGGAACAGGACUUCAAGAAGGAGUUCUCACUCAAGCAAUAUAUCGGACGCAUAAACAGCGCUUUCGGCGGACAAUCCGUGGAAGAGAUUGUGGAGAAUCUGAAGAAAGACAACUCCGAGUGGUCUAAACAACAGUUAGAUAUAAUGAGCCGAAUGUCUCCCAUGAGUCUCAAGUUGACGUACGAAGAGCUCCGGCGCGGACACAAUCUCACACUUCCCGAGUGUCUCAAAAUGGAGUUUCGUAUAUCUCAACACUGUAUGGCCAACGAAGACUUCUUCACUGGUGUUACACACCUAUUGGUUAACAAAUCAAAGGAACCGCCCGUUUGGAAGCACCGGACGCUCGAAGAGAUCAGUGCCCAAGAAGUGGACUCCUAUUUCCAGCCGCUGACCGCUCCUCAUUUGUUUGGCAUUUGA